Molecule: messenger RNA, 597 nt
Organism: Carlito syrichta (Philippine tarsier)
Lineage: Eukaryota; Metazoa; Chordata; Mammalia; Primates; Tarsiidae
Gene: SLC25A43
Product: solute carrier family 25 member 43
Exons: 3
Biological process (GO): transmembrane transport
Source: RefSeq, a predicted model, not a curated record
GCCCUGUGGAAGGGGAACGCGGUGGCGUGCCUGCGCCUCUGCCCCUGCAGCGCCGUGCAGCUCGCCGCCUACCGCAAGUUUGUGGUGCUGUUCAUGGAUGACCUGGGCCACAUUUCCCAGUGGAGCUCCAUCAUGGCUGGGAGUCUCGCAGGCAUGGUUUCCACCAUUGUGAUGUAUCCUACAGACCUCAUCAAAACACGGUUGAUUGUGCAGAACAUGCUGGAACCAUCCUACAGGGGGCUCCUCCAUGCUUUUUCUACUAUUUAUCAACAGGAAGGGUUCCUGGCCCUUUAUCGAGGGAUUUCCCUCACUGUUUUAGGUGCUCUCCCAUUCUCUGCUGGCUCCCUUCUCGUUUACAUGAACCUGGAGAAAAUCUGGAAUGGGCCCCGAGAUCAGUUCUCUCUCCUCCAGAACUUUGCCAAUGUCUGUCUGGCUGCUGCAGUGACACAGACUCUCUCCUUUCCGUUUGACACCAUGAAGAGAAAGAUGCAGGUGAGGAGUCAUGGGUGGAGGGAAUGCCUUGAAGUGUUUUUGGGUGUGUUACAACAGCAAAGAACAUGGACCCCAGGUGAUGCCAGGUUCUCAAGGAGCAUGUGA